AUGACCAUGACUCUCGACACCACACAGCAGCGGUUUGGGCCCUCGCUGAACUUUGACUAUUCGGCUCCCGCACAACCUCCAGCAUUUUCAAACCCGUGGUCAUCGGCAUCGUCACCGCCCCAAACCGCCCCGGCGGGUGGCGCUCUCUUCGUCGGCAACCAUCAUCAGGCCCUCAACCCCAAUAUGAUGGCCGGCAAGUCAUCCCAUAGUGGCCGCGCCAGCACCAGCAGUGCCUCAUCUAUUGCAUCGUAUGGCUCAAUGCCUGUCGCCAACACAUCCGCAGGUAGCCUCAGCCCUUCUCCCUCAAUGGCCGGUAUCUACGAGCAUCAGGACUUACUCAAUGUGCCUCAAGAUCUCCUCAGCAUCAACCGCAUGCAAACUACAUCCGCGGCAUACGGGGACCCGACGUACACAACGUCGGCCUCUCCAGUCAACCCUCACUUCGCGCCGACCUCUGCUGCCCCGUACGAGGCCAUGGGCUACGCUCCCGCCCCCGUUCGGCCGCCACACUUCACUCUCGCCCCUGACGCAGACCAUGCCAGGCGGUUCUCUCAGCAAGGUCUCCCUCAUGAUGACCGAAGGAGCUUUGCGGAUGCUCUUGACGCAAGCCACGGCAUGCUCGCCAUGAGCCAAGAAACUCCCAGGAACAUCUAUGGCCCUCGGAGCGACAGGUCUUCCGUAGACUCAUACGGAUUUCCUUCCACCCACUCCACCAGCUCCUCCAUCUCCUCCUCUGGUAACUUCAGCUCCUACUAUGGCGACUCAGUCUCCGAUUACUCAACUGCUGGUUCAGACAUCGAAUCCGUCAACUCGAGGGCCCUCCCUCGACCACAGGGGUUGAUGGCUUCCCAGAUCCCCCCCGCGCCCCAGUCAAUGAUGGGACAGUUCAGUUCCAAGGUCUCUUCUAGCACCCAGAAGAAGCACAAGUGCAAGGUCUGCGACAAGCGGUUUACUCGCCCGAGUUCCCUGCAGACCCAUAUGUACAGCCACACUGGCGAGAAGCCCUUCGCUUGCGAAGUUGAGGGCUGUGGCCGACACUUUUCGGUCGUUUCCAACCUUCGCCGACACAGGAAAGUUCACCGUGGCGAUGCUCGCUCGGAAGCUGGAUCUGAGGAUCACCAAUCCGACUAA
Messenger RNA from Ilyonectria robusta, 1131 nucleotides. Its product is annotated as C2H2 finger domain protein FlbC. Gene Ontology annotation, molecular function: DNA-binding transcription factor activity, RNA polymerase II-specific; RNA polymerase II cis-regulatory region sequence-specific DNA binding. Gene Ontology annotation, cellular component: nucleus. The record is from RefSeq and is a predicted model, not a curated record. The coding region runs from base 1 to 1131 and encodes 376 amino acids. Lineage: Eukaryota; Fungi; Ascomycota; Sordariomycetes; Hypocreales; Nectriaceae. Gene Ontology annotation, biological process: regulation of transcription by RNA polymerase II. The transcript is spliced from 3 exons.